AUGUACUGUAAACGACGCAAGAUUAUUGAGAAACCCUCGUCUGAUGACGAGGCCAUCCAACAUCCCAACCGUUCACGUUCGAGCUCGUCGGACUCUGUACCUCUCGCUAGGCCUUUGCGUGCAGACAAGGGCAAGGCUCGCGCCAAGACGCCUCCGCCUGUUGCAGGUUCAUCUCGAGUUGACAAGGGAAAGGCUCGGGCGAGGACUCCUCCUACUACUCGUAGUUCCGCCAAGCGUACUGCCUUUAAGCCACCGGUGGUCAAGCAGAAGGAAACUUCUGUUCAACCCAAGCGUCGCGGUCGCCCUCGUAAGAAGUCUCCCGUUAUUUUCCAAGAGCCCAUCGUGUUCGACAAGAAGCGAUUUAAACGUGCCACCGCUAGAUUUGGGCUUAAAGAGCUCCCCGCGGUUCUUAAGGGUACACAAAUCCAUAUGCCCGAACCUUGCCUUCAGUGCUCCGCGCGCAAGGAUUCCGCUGUCAAGAACUGCACCUUUCGUGGGUGGGGAACUCCCUGCGGUCCUUGCGACGCGGCGCAUGUUUCUUCGUGCGAGUACUAUCUGAAUGAUGAACGCCGAGGGGCCGUCAGGGAUGUCAUCCGUAACCGGUUGGCUAUUCAUGCGCCUUCAGCUAUAUCUGCGCUGAUGGAGUCCAUUGAAGAAGACACGCUUCAUAUGCGCACCCUAUCCGCAGUCCUUGAGGCCAUUCGCCAUCGUUGCGACGCCAAUCUUCGAGAGUUCGCAAACGCCAUCGCGGACCUGUGUCUCACCGCCGAGCCUGGAACUCUUCUAGGCACUGUUUUCGAGACUCGCGAGGAGUUCGGCUCGUGGUACAGCUUCGUUCAAGACUUUGUAGAUACUCAGGGGGUCCCAGUGCCUGCGGAAUUGGUGGAUGCUCUACUAUUUUAA
This is a messenger RNA of Laccaria bicolor S238N-H82, 903 nucleotides long. RefSeq lists its product as uncharacterized. The transcript is spliced from 7 exons. Lineage: Eukaryota; Fungi; Basidiomycota; Agaricomycetes; Agaricales; Hydnangiaceae. The record is from RefSeq and is a predicted model, not a curated record. The coding region runs from base 1 to 903 and encodes 300 amino acids.